This is a messenger RNA of Debaryomyces hansenii CBS767, 219 nucleotides long. RefSeq names its product DEHA2D08382p. The transcript has a single exon. The record is from RefSeq and is a predicted model, not a curated record. NCBI's taxonomy places the organism in Eukaryota, Fungi, Ascomycota, Pichiomycetes, Serinales, Debaryomycetaceae. The coding region runs from base 1 to 219 and encodes 72 amino acids.
AUGUAUAAUUUAUUAGAGAGGCAUUUUACAUUUGUCAUUAAGUUAAAUCACGAUUUAGAUAACGUACUCGAAGACUACCAAAUAAGUAAAAUUGCCAUAUUUAUUGGAUCUGGUGGACAUGUCUUUAGAGAUGUUGAAGCUGGUUUAUUCUACAGAGGUGAUAACAAGCUUCAACUGACAUGGAAUCAAUCUGUAUAUUCUUUGCGUUUGUUACGCUAG